AUGAAGCCACACGUGCGAAGAGCUGUUCUAGCAUAUCUAGCCUUAGCGCUCUUUUAUCUCGUGAAUAACCUAUCCUUAUCAACUGCACAAGACGACUGUCUUCCAGACAUUGGUGGAAGCGGAGAUUUGAAGUCUGUUGUCCUCAACAUACAGACAUGGGAACACCGAUCGUCCAACUUCCAUGUGAGUAUGAAUUAUUGCAACAGUAUUCUUUAGCUUUUUACCCCUAGUAAGAUUCACAAAAAGCCUUAGUUUUGUCUUGUGAAAUGCUGUAAAACGAAAAAGAGUCAUUCAGCAAAAGUGCUCGUUGUUUGCCACUGAUUCAAGUAUUUCUACGGACGAAGAGGUUUCAUUCAGAUCAGUCACAUCAUCACCAAUUCUCAGGUUUCUAAUUACGCAGACUUCAAUCGGCAACCCAAAACUGUGUUUGGAGUUCUUAUAGGUUUCCUCACCAAAUUUUACUCUUAUUGAAUCAGCAAAUUAUUACUGAAGGAAUUGCAAAUGAUACAACGGAUUAUUCUUACUGAGAUCGUGAAAGAAGCUUAAGGUAUCAGCCACCCUUCAGGACAGUCCGCGCGCGGAUCGCUGUAGCGUUAGUUGUUUUUAUAAAAACCCCUAUAAACCAUAUAUUUUUUAAAAGCUUAAUAAUUCCAGAUUUUGGAAUUGAACUAACAAAAACGAUUUACUUAAAUGUGUUUCGAAAUUGGAGCGCUUUGUGUAAAAGUACACGUCUCUAUAAAUCAUGUUCCAUUCCCGCCGGAAAUAAACGGAAGAAAACAAUUAACACCGCAUUCGCUUCUCAACACGUUCCACUAAAAAACCGUGUCUCAGAUUUUUGACAAGUGCGUUUGUUUUUCUUUUAUUAGCAAAUGAAGUUGGGGAAGGCAAUUAGUCAACACUCUCUGUGGAAAAAAAGCUCUAGCUUUAAAAUGAAAAGGAGUAUUAAAAUUCGCAGACACGGUUUUGUAGAAGAGAUAUAUGGCAUCACUCUGGCCAAAUUUUAGCCAAAUUGAUUGAAAGGCUGCCGACUUGGAGUUCAAAACGUACGAGUCCAUCAGCAAAAGUUGCGUUCGGAGAUAAAAUAGAAAAUACAUUUUUGGCGGCAUCCUACCUGGAAUGAGAUUAUAACACCUAAAUGUUUAUUCUGAUUGAUAUCAGAGAGGGAUCAAUUUUCUCUAACAAUAGGACUUUGACAGGUAACAUGUAACAGGAACAAACUUUUUAUUGCUAUCAACAUCUUCAAGUGAACAGUUUAAUUCUCCGUUGGAAAACUUCCACUCUUUUACACCACGAGAAGCACGGUUUAAUUCUUUCUCGAUCGCCAGGCCAAGGAAACUAAAAAACUUUGAAGCCGCCGAAUGCCCACCACCGAUUGCUCGAAGGCCAAGAACUGAGGCCCGGUUUAUUGCAAACGCUCUGCUCUUCUCGGAAGAAUUAAAAACAGAAUUUGUCUUGUGCGACGGCCAGCUUUCAUUCUCGCACUGGAUUCUCCAGGUAGAACCAAGUCCAUGCUUAGUCGCUACAUUUUCCAUGACUUGGACUCUUCCCUGGCAAAAUCGACAAGAUACAGACUCGUCCAGUUUCUCAAGCAGCUUUUCGCUCAAUACGAUACAGUAAACACCCGCAUAUAAGAACACACGAUUUUGGAGGUCAGGCUGAUUGAGUUCUUAUUUAUCGGGUGCUUAAUGACAAAUCAGCCUCAAAAUGUUCUUAAAUUUUUAUUAAGUAAUACUAUCCAAAACAUGUUGCUAGAGGUAUAUUUUAAGCAUAUUUUAGCAAAAUAAAAUAAAUAAUUAUCCACUAAUUUGAUCAUAUUAUAUAUUAUAUUAUAUCAUAAACUUACAUGCUUUGUAAUCAUGACACUUUUUCCAUUUUAUAAGAACAAGUUACAAUUUUCAGGUUAAUCUUGUUCUUAUAAAAAUGGGGCUUUAUUGGCUAAAUUUCAGCCUGGUGUUCUUAAUCCGCUUGUUCUUAUAUGCGGGUGUUUACUGUAGCUCGACCGCUCAUUGUUUUCCACGUUCCAUCAGUAGAUGGGGUCGAUGAGCUUAAUUGGCUUUCUUCAUCUGGUUCCUUAAGCUGGAUUUUGGAGCGGCUUGCACUCUCAGCAACUGCAGCAUUUUCGCUUUUCUGAAUAUCCAACUCUUCGAGCCACUUCUCUUGCUGAUAAAAUGAGCCUUUGUCGCUCUCUGCCAAUUUUGCGGCCCAUUCUUUGUCAAACUCGCUCUUCGAUUUCUUUUUCGCUCUCGGUUUCGAUGACGAAAACGGACACGACCUUUUCUUUUUUUUUUGGCGGCAUUUUCACCGAAGCAAACGCUAAAUAUCCACGGAGAAUACUAAAGGCGUUUUGUGUCGAAGCACGCACUCGGUAUCACGUAACUAGUUCACAGGCAAGUUAAUUGAUAUAUGACACGGGUAUGACAGAACUUGUUAACGAUCAAUUAAGAUAAUUAACGAGAAAAAAUCUUUUACCCCCGAUAUCUUUCGACAGAAAUAAUAUUUUCUUCUGAUUUUUUUUUUUAAAAGAAAGCUCUCAAGCAUAUCUAUUUGAAAACGUUGAAACCUCAAAUAUGGAAAAAUGGCAAUUUUAAGGGUGGCUGAUACCUUAAACGCACUCGAGCGAGAGCAGCGGGGGCGGUGGCCUUUGAUCGCCUGUGCAAAUGCCAAGUCUGCCAAGUGCCAAAAGGCUAGAGUAAUCAAAAUAACAAAGAGAAGAUAGCCUGCGUAGAAAGCGUUUCCUCGCGAGGUUCGUCUAGAAAGCUGUCGAUUGGAAACGCUUGCUACGCAACCUUUUUUUGCUUACGCUCUAACUUUCGGGCAAUAACUCGAUUGGAAACGCUUGCUACGCAGGCUACAAAGAAGAUUGUGUCAAUAGCAAAAUUUUUGAAUCUGUUUGGUUCUCAGCAGCCCAGUUAUUUAUUGGCUGAUACAGGACCAGAGCUGUCCAUUUUGACCUGUCCGAUUAGAAGCUGCUUGUAAAUCAGACAGGUCAAUCGGACAGUUGAACAACCAAAGAAAAUCGAGCAUCAAAAUAAUGUUGCUAGCCAAUUUUGUACUCCACUCUCAGGGGCGUAACGCAAGGUUUUGAAGGUGUACGCGCGGAAAGGAAGGUUGGACCUCCGUAUGUAUUGCAAACUAGGGGGUUCUGGGGGCAUCCUCCCCCAGAAAAAUUUUUCAAAUUUAGGGGCUCAGAAAUACUAUUUCCUGCGUUUUCAGCAGGACAUUUAUUAGUAAAUCAAUACGAAGGACAAUGCAAUAAUUAGUUGUUUAAUUUUCAUCUCUAGUCUACCCUUCAGACGGGUAAAGACACCAAUAUAUGCGAAAAAUUUAUCAAUGGCCUCGAUUUAAUUGUAAAAAUGCUUUCAGGAAAUAAAAAAAUACAUAUUCUCCAAAUUUCAGCUGUACGCACGGGUGUGGGGCGAAGGAUUUGAGGCUAAACAGAGAGCUUGGUCACAGGCUACCCCUCAUUCUUACGCGUCGCCUACCAUCGCGAUAGGCGACCCGUGCAUUUCCGAUAUAUUCUGUAAUUUCGUAGUAAGCAAUCAGAGAGGUGUUUGUCCAGAAAAGGGUAUAUAACUAACUGAGUAAUUAUGCUCAGUUGUAGUAAAGAAAUAGUCUUCGAUAGGAAAUGAUAUUCACUGGUUUGGAAUAGGCAGGAUGUGGACUUUUGGCUUCAAGCCGGUAUUGCGUGAUAAGGUGGCCAAGACAAUCAAUUCCUUUUUCUACACAAUUUUCAUGAAAAAAUAGUUCAAGUCACCAGUGGAGUAGUCUCCUACGCAGACGUUCUGAAGGGUUCAGGAACGCGUGACGAACCCCUAAGAACGUUUGCGUAGGAGGCGGCCAGUGGAUAGAAAGGAUUUUUGUUCUAUCUUACCCCCAUGGCUGCCGAGACGUCAACCACAAGCCAGCAAUAGAACAACUAAUCAAGAACGCAACCGCUUGCGUAGGGAUAAGUCCUGGAGAAGAUUCUGGUCGGAAAUGAAUAAGAAAACAAAAUGCAGAGCUCUGAAAGAUGCGCUCUUAUAUUUGGUAAGGGUUUGUAAUCGCUUUGGCUCCGCUAAACUUGUAUCGGGUUGCAGCCAGGAACGUCUUUUGUAGCUGAGUUUCUUGUGUCCAGUACUAAGAUAUUUUUUCCUGCCUUUUGUUGUUGGUUGCAGUUCGAUGAUCCAUUAAUGGUCUCAUCUAACACCUUCACGGUGUCAAAAGGUUCUGAAGUUUCCAGGCUGAGUGGUGCUAAUGUACGUUUCUACGGUGAAGAACUCUGUGUUGCCGUAACUAAAUAUACGGAAGUAGAACGGAACGAUGGAACGACAAAAAGUAGCUCUGAAUGUCUUAAAUCCUGUCUCAGCGUUGGCGGUGCAACACGCCUAGACACUUACUCCGGGACAUUUGGCAGACCUUCAUCCACUAACCCUCCAUGCUGUUACUCAGGAUUGAUUAAAUACCUCCGAUUUUCCAUCCCCGCACCCCCGACCACGCCUCCCCCCUCCUAUCAGUGCAUUGAAUGUUCCGACUGCGAUGGGGCUGGUACCAGGAUAUCAACUAUUACAUGCAAUGCCGGUGAGAAGUGCUUCACGUUGAAGUUGCAAAAACACCAGGAUGGCGAAGUGGUUACUGUCAAAGGCUGUUCUCACCACCUCCGGAACUGGGGCAAAAAUCUGUAUUGCGAGGAUCAGCCUGAGUGUAAAAGCAAUGUGCGACUUUGGCCGGAUGAAAGCCGCCACUAUAGUGUUUGUGUGUCCUGCUGCUCGGGAGAUAAAUGUAACGGCAAAAAAAGCGUUGGUUCUGGCGUUAGUUUUUAUGGCCACAAUCGACACAUGAUGAUUUUGGCUCUUAUUUUUGGUGUCUUUGUUAUUAGCUGA
Messenger RNA from Porites lobata, 4859 nucleotides. NCBI's taxonomy places the organism in Eukaryota, Metazoa, Cnidaria, Anthozoa, Scleractinia, Poritidae. The record is from the annotation of a GenBank genome assembly.